Molecule: messenger RNA, 831 nt
Organism: Ciona intestinalis (vase tunicate)
Lineage: Eukaryota; Metazoa; Chordata; Ascidiacea; Phlebobranchia; Cionidae
Source: RefSeq, a predicted model, not a curated record
CUGUUGAUCUUUUAGGUUGCUCUUUCUAAUAUGGAUAAUGGCUUUAUUCGCAUUAACGGGGAUGAAUGUGCCGAUGUAUAACGCGAUACGACGAUGCAUUCCAUUCGCAAGCAUGGUGCUUGGAUACAUUGUGUUUGUAAAGAAGCCAAGCGCGCUUGUGUUUACGUCAAUCAUGGUGGUGACAUCUGGAACAGCUAUUGCAGCCUUUGGAGACCUUCAGUUUGACUUAAAAUCAUAUUUAUACGGCAUAUCAAGUGUUUUGUUGAUGGGACUUCACCUUAUUGUACUACAAUAUAAUGGAACGAAGAAAAAGCUUUCGGCGUUAAACCAGUUGUAUGUUAACAGCAUUAACUGUAUACCUAUAUUUGGGAUCUUAUUUGCAGUAAACUUUCAUAAGUUAAUGGAGUACGAACAUCUAUCCGAAGCUCAAUUCAUCAUAAGUUUCAUGGCUGUGACCGGAUGUGGUUGUUUGCUCAACUACACCAUGUUCUUAUGCACCACAACCAACUCAGCGCUCACCACAACAUGUGUUGGGGUCAUCAAGUCCGGCUUCACCACAGUUAUCGGUAUGUUUCUGCUGGGCGGGGUGGAGCCGACGGUUUAUUUCAUUACGGGGCAAAUCAUCAACUUUAGUGGGGGGAUGUUAUAUUCGUACGCCAAAUAUCGCGAAAACAUUGUUUUGCUUUAUAAACCACAAACUAAUGGUGCGUGAUGACCAUUGUUUUAAUGAAGGAAUUAUAUUUGUAGGAAAUUGCACUUUUUGUUUUUACUAUUUAUGCACAAUAGCCCCACCCAGUGGGGGCUUAAAAAAUACAGAUUUUGCAGAAAAUA